This is a messenger RNA of Neltuma alba, 633 nucleotides long. Its product is annotated as probable receptor-like protein kinase At5g38990. The transcript has 2 exons. Gene Ontology annotation, cellular component: plasma membrane; plasmodesma. The record is from RefSeq and is a predicted model, not a curated record. Lineage: Eukaryota; Viridiplantae; Streptophyta; Magnoliopsida; Fabales; Fabaceae. Gene Ontology annotation, biological process: protein autophosphorylation. The coding region runs from base 1 to 633 and encodes 210 amino acids. Gene Ontology annotation, molecular function: transmembrane receptor protein tyrosine kinase activity; ATP binding.
AUGGCGUUCCUUCUCAAGUGCUUCGGAGGCUGUGGUUCAACUUCUAUGCAGCAACCUUCAACUUCCGCAACAAUAGAAGAUCUAUGCCAUCGUUUUUCUCUUGCCCAACUUCGAAAAUCCACCAACCACUUUGACAGCCGCCUGAUAACCCAUACAGACGACUUUUAUCGGGCGUACAAGGGUUGCAUCUCCAUCAAUGGCGAACUGAAAGAUGUUGUAGUGGAGCGGCUCAAAGGAGACUUCGUGGACUCAGACUUGCAAUUGGUUAAGAACAAUAUCAUAUAUAGGUGCCAGCUCCACCACCCGAAUGUGGUGUCUCUGGUUGGAUUUUGCGAUGAUGAAAAUGAAAUGAUCGUGGUUUAUGACUACCCCCCAAACGGAUCACUCCGUGAUCAACUGAAUAGCAAGCCGCCAACAAUCUCGUGGAAGAAAAGGCUAGAAAUCAGUAUAGGGGUGGCGCGUGGUUUACACUAUCUUCACUCCGGAACCAAACGCACCCUCAUUCAUCGCGAUAUAAAACCGACUGCCAUUCUUUUGGACGAGAAUUGGGUUCCCAAAAUCACAUUUUGCAGCUUCUCUUUAAAAGGACCAAAGUUUUCAGAAAAGGAUGUGAGGCCUAUAGAGUUUUGUUAG